AUGGUCAACAGGGUGAACCGCAAGCACGAGGAAAUCGUCAGGCCAGUAAUUGGACGAAGAUGCUCACUGGACAUAGACGACAGGUUGACCCGCGACUGGUUCGUCGAAUUGGUGAUGAAGAUCAAGCGCAUCUUUGGACUGCCCACCGACUUGACGUUAGACUACACAAGUUUAUCUCAACUGUCUACCAUGUCACAGGAUGCUAUAUUCUACACGAUUGCCGAGAGCAAGCUCGCACGUCCACACAAGCUGCUGGACUACUUUGAGUCAAAUCUUCAAGCAAUGAAAGAGGUGGAUAAACGCAUCAUGGAGGACCUUUUCGAGAUGACGAGGAGCCAACUAGAUCUGGCCACCAUCUACGAGCCUCAGGCAUCCGAAAUCACCAAGCAGCUUGGGCGCCUGACCAUGGUGGAGCUUGAGCAGAUGAGAAAGUACGAGUUCGACUUGGACGGCAUACCUGACUGGCAUAACCCACAGAACAGGAUCGGUGGUGGAUCUUACGGGGAGGUGUACCGAGUUCACGUUGAGCGGGGCGGGGUGAACGUCCGCGCGGCUCUAAAGAUUGGGGUUCUGCCGAAUGACCUGACAACGGAGUUUAACGCCUGGGACUUUCUCACAGAGGAAAACAAUCUACGAAAACUGACGGGAGCCCAUAUAGUGGAGUAUUAUGGAACAGCAUGUAAGAAGGAAGAACGUGGCCUGAGGCUGGGUCUGGUCAUGGAGCUGUGUGAGGGAACACUCAUGGACAGGAUCGUUGGACAAAGAGAACACAACCCAACCUGGUGGCACCUUGACGCUGCCAUGCAACAACGAGCCUUCAGUUACAUUCAGGACAAAGCCAUACAGCUUUGUGAGGGGCUUAGAACCAUCCACGAUUCAGGCUACAUCCACAGGGACCUCAAGCUCAUCAACGUCCUGGUUACGGCAGGUGGCGUUGUCAAGCUGACUGACGUUGGAGAGACGAAGAGAGCAGAACACAUCACCGGAACAAUAACAGGCACGGCGAUCUACGCAGCACCUGAGGUAAAGGGACGGAAGGUGUACGGCACGAGUGCGGACAUCUACAGCCUGGGCCUAAUCCUGUGGGAGAUGUGGUACGGGAGGACCAUUGCUGACGCAAUGAAUGAUCCCAGCUUGAAGGGACUGACGGACGGAGAAUCCAUUAUCAUGCCGCACUGUCCCUCCGACCACAUCCGCCCCAUCCCGGAAUGGACAACUCUUGUGCGAGACUGCAUGAACAAAGACCCAAACAAGCGACCUACAGCACUGGAGUGUCUCACGAGCAUCAGGGCAAUGGCGGUAGAAGAUAACCUGCGCUUCCUUAUGUAUCAGACAACACGUCUCUAA
Branchiostoma floridae (Florida lancelet) is the source of this 1347-nucleotide messenger RNA. RefSeq names its product serine/threonine-protein kinase Nek7-like. The record is from RefSeq and is a predicted model, not a curated record. Gene Ontology annotation, molecular function: protein kinase activity; ATP binding. The coding region runs from base 1 to 1347 and encodes 448 amino acids. NCBI's taxonomy places the organism in Eukaryota, Metazoa, Chordata, Leptocardii, Amphioxiformes, Branchiostomatidae. The transcript is spliced from 5 exons. Gene Ontology annotation, biological process: protein phosphorylation.